Colossoma macropomum (tambaqui) is the source of this 13871-nucleotide messenger RNA. RefSeq names its product serine/threonine-protein kinase WNK3 (gene wnk3). The record is from RefSeq and is a predicted model, not a curated record. Gene Ontology annotation, molecular function: ATP binding; protein serine/threonine kinase activity; potassium channel inhibitor activity. NCBI's taxonomy places the organism in Eukaryota, Metazoa, Chordata, Actinopteri, Characiformes, Serrasalmidae. Gene Ontology annotation, cellular component: cytosol; cytoplasm. Bases 953 to 11377 code for a protein of 3474 amino acids. Gene Ontology annotation, biological process: intracellular signal transduction; positive regulation of sodium ion transmembrane transporter activity; monoatomic ion homeostasis. The transcript is spliced from 25 exons.
UCACACAGAGGCGGUAACGCUCUCUCUCUUCUCUCACACACCUCGAGUCCGUGUCUCUCAGCCGGCCGCUGAGACAUGAGGAGAGGAAACGCGGAGCACGGACACUGCUGCCCGAACGUGGACACGGACGGACACACGGUCGCCUCGUGAAGCGCGUCGAACACAACGUGGAAAAAAAAUUAUGCGUGCAGCGGCCGCGCGCAUCGAAACAGACAAAAAAGCAGCAGCACCGUUUUCACUCCGGUCUCCAGCAUCAUCAGAAUCCGUGCGAGUGGAGGAUUUGGAGACAAGGAUUUAACGCUAACGACGACGCGUAAACGAGGGGAGCUGAGCGUUUCUAGCCGAGGAAUACGCCUACUGUUCCGGGCAGAGAGAGGCGUCUAACCCCGCGGUCUGAAUCUUUAGUUAACGGAGCGAAGCCGAGCUGACGGAGCUGCGAGAUACUGAGGAAUAAACAAACAGAGCGAUCCGCCUCAGAGCCGGCUGGCUGAAGAGGAACACGAAACGGACGACAGACGGAAGAUGCCUCACACCGGAUUUACCUGAAGAUGCUCCUCAAUCUUUGAAGCACAACGUUCCUGCUGUGAAAGGCCUCCGAUUGUAAUUCAUCACUGGGAUUAAACUAAAGUUUUGGAAUUGUUACCGAUUUGCCUUUUGACUGUCCGGAAGGAAGAUGGAGAGAAGAAGUGUUGGGACUGAGAGCUGACUUCUCAUUAGGCAUCAGAACAGUUAGUAAGUGUCCUCCUGUGUCAUUUUGAGCCUAAAAAAGCAAGAAAAAGAAGAGAGAAAAGAGUGAGAAGAAAGGAGUUUCACUUUCCCUCCGAGCGAAGGCCAGUGCUAGAUCUGUACAAGGGUCUGUACGAGAGGGUGUCCACUGCAAAAGAGAGACGGGGACUGACACAGAGCCAGAGCUCAGGAGGGGGCGGCGGGGGAGUGGGAAAGGUCAUUCGCCAUGGCGACAGACCCCGGAGAGCCCACUGCCACGGAGGAGUCGUCCGGAGAGAAAGCUGAUGGAGAGAGGGAGGAGGAGAGGGCACAGGGGAGCCGGGCGGUCCGUGAGAGAGAGAGGACACGCAGCACACCCUCCGACUUCCCCUCUAGCCAGACAGAGGAGAGGAGAGCCGGACGAGGAGAAGGCGCUGGGGGGAGAGAUGGAGGCAGAGAAGAUGGCCAGGAAGUAGAGGGUCCAGCUAGGCCUUUAUCUUUCUCCACACCAUCUUCGCCAGCUGCUGGCGGACCCCGUCUGAGGCGUGAGAACAAGCGCUUCUUCCGCAAGAGUGUAGAGAUCUGUGAGGAGGAGGAUGAGCUUGAGGAAGCUCCGGAUGCCCCUCACAGUGCCCCCCAGUUUGAGCGUCGUGCCUCGGACUCUGUGUUUAGCGGUGGAGACCAGCAGCUACCCGCCAGUGCCUUGGCUGCCUUGGGCGAAGAUGGCACCCAAGGUGGUGCCCAGGACCCUGAGAAGGGUGCCUCGUCAGUGCCUGCUUUGAAGGGGAAGGAGCGGGACCAUGAACAGGAGGAGGAGGCAGAGAUGAAAGCAGUGGCAACCUCGCCUGGCGGUCGCUUUCUCAAAUUUGACAUCGAGCUUGGUAGAGGAGCCUUCAAAACAGUUUACAAAGGCCUAGACACUGAGACUUGGGUGGAAGUGGCCUGGUGUGAAUUACAGGACCGGAAGUUGACCAAGGCGGAGCAGCAGCGAUUCAAAGAGGAGGCUGAGAUGCUGAAGGGUCUACAGCAUCCCAACAUUGUGCGUUUCUACGACUCCUGGGAGUCAGUGCUGCGAGGAAAGAAGUGCAUCGUCCUAGUCACUGAGCUCAUGACCUCAGGAACACUUAAAACAUACCUGAAGCGUUUUAAGGUGAUGAAGCCAAAGGUGUUGCGCAGCUGGUGCAGACAGAUCCUGAAAGGCCUGCAGUUCCUGCACACCCGCACACCACCAAUUGUACACCGGGAUCUCAAAUGCGACAACAUCUUCAUCACAGGCCCUACUGGCUCAGUGAAGAUUGGAGAUCUGGGCCUGGCCACGCUCAUGAGGACCUCCUUUGCUAAGAGUGUCAUAGGUACCCCAGAGUUCAUGGCUCCAGAGAUGUAUGAGGAGCACUAUGAUGAGUCUGUGGAUGUCUAUGCCUUUGGCAUGUGCAUGCUCGAGAUGGCUACUUCUGAGUACCCCUAUUCUGAGUGCCAGAAUGCUGCGCAGAUCUACCGCAAAGUCACCAGUGGGAUCAAGCCUGCCAGUUUCGACAAAGUAAAUGACCCAGAAAUUAAGGAAAUCAUCGAGGGCUGUAUUCGGCAGAACAGAGGCGAACGGCUCUCCAUUAAGGACCUCCUGAACCAUGCCUUUUUUGGCGAGGACACAGGAGUGCGGGUGGAACUGGCCGAGGAGGACACGGGCUGCCAGGACUGCUUGGCUCUGCGCAUCUGGGUAGAGGAGCCCAAGAAGCUGAAAGGCAAACACAAGGACAACGAAGCCAUCGAGUUCAGCUAUGAUCUGGAGAAUGAUAGUGCCGAGGAGGUGGCUCUGGAGAUGGUGAAGUCUGGGUUUUUCCAUGAGAGUGAUGCAAAGGUAGUGGGAAAGUCUAUUAGAGACCGGGUGGCUCAGAUUAAGAAGUCUCGUGAAAGACGGCAGCAGCAGAGUCUGGAGGAGCGCCGGGACUCCUCUGCCCUGGCUUCUGCCUCCUUCCCCUCAGUGCAACCCUCCUGUUCGUCCUCACUGGGUCCUGGGGCUGCCGCUGCUACAGCUGUUGCUGCUGUCGCUGCUGUCACUGCUGCUCCUGCAGGUGCAACUGGUGGGCAGGGCGAGGCAGAAGACCUGCCAGAGGUGGACCAACAUGUGCGACAGCAGAUCCAUAGCAGCGCCACACUGGGCCCUACAGAGGUGGAGGGCCUUUCUGCAGUCAGCGGAGAAUCAUUGGCAAGUGGGCAGAGCCAAGCCUAUUCCCUAGCAGGAGAUACAGGGAUCCCUUAUGCUCAUGCUCAGUCAAGCUACCCUCCUGGAACCUCUGUAGUGCAGAGUGCAGGGGUUGUGCCACAUCCCCAGAUGGUUCCUAUUGGUCAAAGUGGAGGGGUUCCAAAUGUGCCUAUUGGCCAGAGUGGUGGGAUAUCUGGCAUGUCCAUUGGCCAAAGUGGUGGUGGGGCUCCUAACAUUCCUGUGGCACAGACUUUCAUUCAACCAGUCGCUCUGGCAACACAGGUUACAGCUGGUGUACCACAGCAGUAUUCUCAGUCCCUUGCCCCGUAUCCCACAGAUGUGCCACAAAUGCCGCUCCACCAGCCGGGAGAGGCAGUAACUCCCCAUGCUUCGCUCAUACAGUCACAGUCAUACAUAACCCCCAUUUCACCCCAGGCACCCAUUAAUGUCCUGUCUGCUGGGGAACCCAUAGGAUCGUCACUGGGUAGCAUGAUACCACAAACUCAACAGCCUAAUACUGCACCUGUGCAAAAGUCUGAUAUAGUGCCCCAACAAACCACAGUUCAACCACAGCAAAUAGUGUUAGAUCCACAGACUGCACUGUUACAGCAACAGCCACCACCAUCACAGCAAGCAAAUUUAAAACCACAACCACAGGUAGUCCUAUUACAACAACAAAUGGACCAACUUCAGCAGCAGGGCAUUUUGAUGCAACAGCCUCCUGCAUCAUCAGGAUUACCACCACAGCAGAUAGAGCAGCCACAGGUAGUUUUACAGGAGCAGCAGCUGCAUUCAAGUGCAAUUCAGCAGCCAUAUAUCCCACAGCAGCAACAGCAGACUCUUGCUCACCCUCAGCAGAUAGAGUCUCAGCAACAGGUAUACACACAGCAACCUGGAGGAGUGCCCCAGCAACAGCAACCAGUAAUUCAGCCACAGAUCCAGCAACAGAUAUCAGUACAGCAACCCUCAAUGGAACAGCAGCAGAAAUCGCAGUUAUUAUUGCAACCACAACAGAAUCAACAGGUAUAUGUGCCACGGCAGGCUGGACCACAAGAGAAGACCAUGUUACAACAGCCAGCAGUGCUACAAUCAACCUCUCAACCAUUACAAAUUGUAGAGCAACAACAUGCAGCACUUGCUAUACAACAGCAAAUGGAACACCAAAAGCAGCAGCAACAGCAGAUGGAGCAACAACAGAUGCUUCUUCAACAACAGCAAAAUGCUGUAUUGCAACAGAAGAUGGAACAGCAAACUCUACAGCAGCAGCAGAUAGAGCAACAGCAAGCUAUUUUACAACAGGUAGAGCAGAAACAGGCUUUAUUGCAGCAUCAUUUAGAGCAACAGCAGGCUUUAUUGCAACAGCAACAGUUAGAGCAGCAUCAAGCUCUGUUACACCACCACCAACAGUUUGAACAGCAGCAAGCUUUGUUAACACAAAAACAACCACAAUUAGAACAACAGCAAACACUAUUACAGCAACAGCAGCUUGAGCAACAAGCUCUUGUUCAACAACAAUUAGAACAACAACAGGCACUCCUGAAACAGCAGCAGAUAGAGCAGCAACAGCAAGCUCUUUUGCAGCAGCAGCUAGAGCAACAACAAAAGCAAGCUCUUUUACAGCAGCAGCAACAACAAGCUCUACUCCAACAGCAGCAACAACAGUUAGAACAACAAGCUCUAUUGCAGCAGCAGCAGUUGGAGCAUCAGCAAGCUUUGCUACGCCAGCAACAACAGCAGCCUAUACUGCAGCAAACUCCACAGUCUCAAAUACAGCAACAGACUGAGCAACAAGCAUUUCAGCCUCAGAUUGAUCAACAGCAGCAGGCGUUACUACAACAGCAGAGAGAACAGAAGUUGCAACAACAGGCACUACAACAACACCAACAACAACAGAUGGAGUUACAGCAGCAGCAGGCUCUGUUUAAGCAACAGCAGGAACAGCAGCAGAUACAGCAGCAAGCCUUGUUGUUAACACAACAGCAACAGCUGUUGGACCAACAAACCGCUCUUGGGAAACAUCAAAGUGGACAACAGAAAGCUAUCACUCUUGAGAUUGUACAACAACAGCAGCAGCAGGCCCUACUCAAGCAGCAGCAAGAACAGCAGCAACUACAACAGCAGUCCUUGUUAUUACAACAACAGCAUCAUCCACAGUUGGACCAACAAACAGCUCUUGGGCAACAUCACAGUGGACAACAGAUAGCUGUCGCUCUUGAGACGGCACAGCAGCAGCAGCAGGCACUACGCCAGCAGCAGGAACAGCAGCAGCAGGCUCUACUCAAGCAACAGCAGGAACAGCAGCAACUACAACAGCAAGUGUUGUUACUACAACAGCAGCAACAGCAGCAACAGUUGGACCAACAAGCAGCCCUUGGGCAGCAUCACAGUGGGCAAAAACAAACAACAAUACUUGAGACAGUUCAACAAAUCAGUCAGAUACCGCCAUGUAUGACUCAACAGAUCACAUCCCCACCCCAUCAGACACAUACAAGUCUUACUCAGCAGCAAAUAGAGCAGCAGCAACAAGCAUUUAUUCAGCAACAAACUGUUCUCUCACAGCAGCAACAUAGAACAUCUGUUGUGGAGUCACAGGUUCCAGCUGUUGUUCAAGCAGCACCACAGAUGGUUAGCUCUCAAAUUCCAAGUCAAAUGCAAAAGCCAGUGCACAUUCAGCAACUUAUGCCAGCCCCAUCAACAGUUCAUCAUCAAGCACAAGUGCAACAUCAGAGCCAAGGCGAUCCUGCUCUGCAAAUCCAUGGUCAAAUCCCAGUGCAGAUCCAAAGUCACUCAGCACCACAGUCAGCAGUUCCAACUCUGGGGCAGGCUCAGCCCACCCAGUUUCAGAUUCCUCAAGCAACACAACAAAUUCAAGCCACAGUACAGACUCAAGCAGCGGUACAGUCACAAAUACAGACCUAUGCUGUCCCAGGUCAGACACAGGCUCAAAUGGUCAUACAGGGACAGAGUCUUCCAACUCAAGUUGUACCACCUCAAGCUGUAGCUCCUAUCCUAGGUCAAGGCCCAGCAGCUCCAGCAGCUCAAGUACCAUGCCAAAUGCAGCCUCAAGUGCAGGCCCCUUCUACCUUGCUGCCAGCACAGUACACUCAAGCUCCACAGCUUGGUCAGCAGACCGUUCAGCCAGUUCAGAUGGACCUUAGACAUGCUACACAACAGCAUCAGUUACCACCUCAGCAGUAUCACCAUAUGGGGCUGUCUCCAGUAUCAGUGGGAAGUACCAUUGCUGCAUCCUCGGCUACUGUGGUUCCCCCCACCCUGAGCACUACACAGCAGUAUUUACAGCAGACAGGCCAGUCUCAAAUUCAAGUCCAGGCACAGGCUCAGCCUGUCCUACAGGCACAGCAACAGCCAGUUAGCUUGACAGCGCAGACUGUCAUGCAGCCCAUUCCACAUGUACAACCUCAGGUUCCUCAACAUUAUGAACAGCAGAAACAGCAAGUUCACCAAGUGCAGCAGCAACCAGCACAACCGCAGAUUCAGGCCCAGCCAGUUUUAUCAUCUGUACAGCAGCCUCUUUCAUCACAGCAAUCCUCAGUGGCACUAGAUCAACCGCAAUCUCAGCUAGCAUCUGUCUUGCACCCUGUAGUUCCUUCACAAGUCCCACCGAGUCAGGUUCCUCAGACACAAGUUCGAACAGCCCCACUUUACAGUCAGGUUGUAGCAGGUCCACCACCUUCCCCACAACACCAGCCACAAACAGUAGUCCCUGCCCACACUCACACCCAGACGAGCACUCAGGCACAAACACAUAUCCACACACAGACACAUAUUCAAACACAGGCGCACUCACACACACAGACACACACUGAGACCCCAGCCACAUUUGCACAGCCACCUUACCCGCAGGCUGCAUUUCAGCCCCCACAGAUACCCUCCAGUCCAUCCCAUACCCCCUUCCACACAUCUACCACCCUGACAAGCCUUCAGCCUGCUCCCCCAGCUUCAGAACUCCCUGCCCCAGCUCAGAUACAGCAAAGCCAGGCUGGUCUAACUAAUAUAGUUCCUACCUCCCCUCCUCCUGUCCAUGCUUCACAGCCCCUUGGUUCUAAUGGCCCUGCCCUCCCCCCGACUUCACUGGCAGACUGUGACUCUGCACUGCUGGGCAUUGCGCAGGAGAGCCCAAACCAGUCCGCCAACCGACAUUCUUCAUCAGGCCCUGCCCCAGUCAAUGGAGAGGAAUCUCAGUUACUGUUGGUCAAUGGGAAACUGGAGAGAGUGAAGUCUCAAAGGAGAUCUUCCUACCAGCGGCCUGAGAGAACCACUCACUUUCAACUAAGCAUGCUUCAGGUAUCAAACACUGGAGACAACAUGGUGGAGUGCCAGCUCGAAACUCAUAGUAACAAGAUGGUCACUUUCAAGUUUGAUAUUGAGGGAGAUGCACCUGAGGACAUAGCAGAUUACAUGGUUGAGGAGGACUUUGUCCUUGAUUCAGAGAAAGAGAAAUUUGUAGGGGAUCUGAGGGCUAUAGUGAAGAAAGCCCAGGAGAUUCUUAGCACUCAGUCACAGACUGGAUCUAUGGAGCAGUUACAUGUGAGCACGCCAUCAAGUUCAACUAUGGACUCUGCCCCUCAGUCUUCUCCAGUGGGUCGCUGGAGAUUCUUUAUCAACCAGACUAUUCGUCAUCGUGACUCUCAUUCCAACCAAGGAGCCUCCACUCCACCUCCAGGAGGGGAGAGCCAGGGCCCUCACACCACAGAAACUGAGAGAGCUUCAGACCAUGAGGGUUCACAGCACUCAGACAUCCUUUCUGGACUCGCGUCUCCCCCGUGUUCCUCACUUUCGGCGCCUUCGCCCCCUAGCUCCAUUGUGUCUGUCCCAGCCUCAGCUGCUGUUUCCUCAGUUCCUGAUGUCACUUCCUUGGACUGUGCCCCAUUAACUCUCCUCAUGUUCCCAGGCUCAGCAGCUCCUGCAACCCCUGCAGACAUAGCAGCUACCCCCCAGCCAGCUGCUGGAAAGGUGUCUGCAUCCACCAUUCAAGCCCCAGUUCCCAAUUUGGCCUCUGUCCUUCCUGUUACCCCAUUCCCUGCCCCUGAAACUGUCCCUGCUCCUGCUGCCAGCAUGGCCUCAACAGCCAGCUUUGGACCUGGAGAUACUGUUGCCAUAGUGCACAGAUUGCCUGAGAGUCAGCAGGCUCUUUCUGGCACUUCUGCUCAGAGCACCCCAUCAGCUUCUGUGGUAAAUCGUGGUGACCAUGUACAGCAGCAACAGCAGCAGCAAUUACCCCAAGCUGCAUUACCAACAGCACAGAAGGCCGAGAUACUCCAGCAAGUUCUCCCACCUCAACAACUCAAAGAGACUCAGCCAAUACAGCCUGCAGUGGCAAGUAUCGAUCAAGCUCAAAUGCAACAGAAGCAGCUUCUGCUACAGCAGCAGCAACAGUUGCAUCAGACAGUGCAACAAACAAUGCAGCAGUCAGUGCAUCAGCUAGCCCAACAAGCACAACUUCCGCCUAGCCACACAGAAAUGCACACCUUGCCACAGCCUAAGCUGAUAGAGACUGUGCCCCAGCCUCUAACCCAAAGCGGUCUUGUCAAAGCCCCUGAACAGAACAUACAGUAUGUGGCCUUUCAAACUCAGCAUCCAGUAUCUCACUUGCCCCCCACACAGCAGUUAGUACUACAGCAAAUACCACAACAGCAGGGGCAGCCCGAACCUCCACCACAACCACCAGGUCAGCAGACUGUUCACUUACAGUCUCACAUUCCUCAACAGCAAGCCAGCCUGGAGCAGAUGCAGCCACAGGCAGUAGUGCAGCAGCAGGCAGUCCCCGUGCAGCAAUAUGUGCAACAGGAAAAAGUACAGCCUCCCACUGUGCUGGCUGUGCAGGCGCAACAAGCUUUUCAAACACAAGAUCCCUUACAACACAGAGCACAGGUUCAGUCUGUGGUUCCACAGCAGGAACCUGCUGAGCAAAUGCACCCCCAACCUAUGGUACAGCAAGUGCCACAGGAGACGCUACGCUCUCAGCCCACAGCACCGCCUGUACAGAAGCAGCCAUCUUUACAGCAGUCCGAAUCAGAGCAUUCCACUGGCGAGGCCAGCAUUACAGAGGAUAGCCAGUCUGCUCCUCUGCAGCCUUCAUCUGAUGUUUCGCUGCCCCCUCUGCCACUGUUGGAGACAUCCCUGCCAACCUUAGCACACGUGCUCACACCCUCCCCUGCUCAGCCUUCAUCGGUAGCUGAAUCAGACAGUGAGGGCCCCCCAAAAAUUGAGUUUGUAGACAACCGCAUAAAAACACUGGACGAGAAGCUGAGAACUCUGCUGUACCAGGAGUACAGUGGCAGCGGAUCCACGUCAGCAGGCUCUGCUUCUGCUUCUACACACGCCCCUGCCUCUGCCUCGGCCACAGCUUCUGUCUCCGCCGGGGGUGACGAGUCAUCGGAGUCCCAUUCGCUGCCUCCAUCCGCCUUCCCACCUCCUCCAGCCUCCUCCUCAGACACCUCUCCACACUCCUCCUCCUGUACAACCUCCUCCACCACCUCCCGCUCCUCUUCCACUUCUCCAGACGGAGAAAAGGAGAGAAUGGAAAAAGAGGACGUGACCCAGUCCACCCCAGCCCUCUCCACUGCUGUGGAGCGUCAGCCCUCCUCCUCAUCCUCCCCUCCCUGCUCCCUCCUGUCCCACCCACAGGAGCCUGCGCCUGGACCUACGCCUCCACCUGGUGAACCCACAGUCCUUGCUGCCCCUUCCCUUUCUGAAAGCAGUUCCCCUGGAGACGUCCUGUGGCCUCCCCCCUCACAGCAGCCCAUCCCCCUGCGGCCUGGACAACAGCAGCAGCAUAAUGCAGGAGGUGGAUAUUUUGGCCUAAACCUGACAUGUCCUAGUAUCAGAAAUCCUGUUAGCAAGAAAUCCUGGACUCGCAAAUUCAAAAGCUGGGCAUGCAAACUGCGCCACUCCGCCAGCUUGUUCAAGAAGCCCAGAGUCCAGCAAGAUGGAAACUCCAGCAGUCAGGGACUGAGAGAGGAGAAAGAGAUGCCCUCAAAUAUCCAGCCUUGCACACGCAGAGGACGUUUCCAGGUGACCCCAGUGGUCCAGCCUACAGACCCACCUACCCUACCAGAAGCAGUUCCAGUCGAGGGAAGUGUCCACAGGACAGUGGGGCGCUUCUCAGUCACACAGGCUGAGCAGAGAGAGGAUCGGUUCACGGACAGCUCCCCUGUCUCACCAGACCUGGAGAGGGAGAGAAAGAGAACAAAAGGGAAGGAAGGAGAGAAGGAGGAGAGGAGGACCCCAGUGCCUGGCCACCACCCUCCACGCAGCCACACACACUCUCCAUUGGGCAGCAGCGAUGAUGAGAGUGAGGUGGAGGAUGAGGACCUGAGGCGGGAGUUGCAUAAGCUGAGAGAGAAACACAUCAAAGAGGUUGUGUCCUUGCAGGCGCAACAGAACAGAGAACUGCAGGAGCUCUAUAAGCAGCUGCGUAGCCUCAAAGACCAGCGGCAGCCCUUGCCACUGUCCCGGACCCCUCCACUCCCCACUGCACCACUGGCUAUCUCUCCACGCAGACCCCGCCCUGCCAAAACCAAGCUCCGCCUGCGCCCCCAUUCUCACAUGGACAACAAUGGCGUCACACACCAAGGGAGUCUCCAGCAGUCCAGCAGUUAUUCUGGUGGAGAGCAAGCCAGACUGCAUUCCUCCUGCAACCCAGAAAAAACAUUGACCAGCAGGAGAGACCACAGUCCUCCAGCCCAAGGUUCAGCCAAUAAGAAGAGCACAUUCACAGACGAACUGCACAAACUCGUAGAUGAUUGGACAAAAGAGGCUGUUGGGCCUGCCCAAACUAAACCUUCACUCAAUCAGAUCAAGCAGAUUCAGCAAGUGCAAGAGUUAGGAGGCUGGAAUCAGACUACUGAGGCUUCACCUCCAGGCUGGUUCCCCACAACCCCCCUAAACAACAAGAACGCCACAGCGUCAUCCGGUCUUUCUACCAUGACCUGCCCCUCCUACAGCAGUACAGCAGGCCAAGCUCAGCCACCCCUGACACAGGCCCCAAUCGCCUCUCUGGCACAGCAGAGCCUUCACCUGCAGACCCAGGCCUUUCAACCACUGCAAUAUGGCCAGCCGCCGCUGCACCUGCAGCAAAUGCAGCUCCUGCCGGGCUCCCUGCCUCUGAGCCAGCCACAGCUUCUGCCCCAGACCCAGCUGCAGCCCCUGGCCGCAAUGGCCAGCCUACCUGCCUCCAGUGUGCCUGCACCUUUGCCCCCUCACACCGCCCCCUCCUCCACACACAUCAGCACUGCAGGGCCCCAGCUGGCCCCACCCACCAGCAUCACCGCUGCCAAUAGCUCUACCUCCACGGUUGCUGGCCAAGAUGCCAUCACCGUGGCAACCUUUUGCUCCUGCUCCUCCACAAAUUCAUCAUGCUCCUCCUGUUGCUCCACGUCUGCCCUGUCAGCCAGUGCCAAACUCCACCCAACACCCCCCGCCUCCGCCCUUCCUUUAGGACAGCAGUGAGCGACAGACAGGUGACAGUGAGGACAAAGAGGAGAGGAGCAUAAACAAAGAAGGCAAAGAAAGGAAAGAAUAGGUUUCCACUUUGAGAAUGUGAAAGCAUAACAUGAAUCCUAAUGUACAGUUUGUACAGAAAUAAAACUAGGAACCAGGAAGGGGGUUCUGAGUGUCAGUGUGCAUGAGUGUGGGGUGUGUAAAUUAUGUAGUGCGUGUGUAUUUGUGUGUGUGCGUGAGUGAGUGUUCACUUUUUUUCCCCAUAUCCUCUGUGUGUUUCUGCACUGUUGAGAUUUAUAUCCAACGCUGUUGGACCUCAACUCUCCCUAUAUAGAGAUAUGAAAGAAGACCUUUUUGACAAAAAAGAUCAUUUUGUUUCAUCUAUCAACAGUUCUGUUAAAAGGACUAUUUGAAUUUUAAAAAAAGUGCAAUUAGUAACUGAUAUUUGAAUUCAUCUUUCUGUGUUGUUGUGAUGCGUUUCUGUAUAGCUUAAAGGACAUAUUUUUCAAAAUACGCACGGAGGCAACAACCAGAUGUUAAACAGCGAGCCGGCAUUUUAAGAGAAUAUAGCACAAAACGUCUCAAUGAGCAUCGAAGGGCGGAAGUGAAGCAGUUAUAGCGAUCGCAUGUCCCGCAACAGAGCAUGGUAACAGUUACCUGGCAACCAUCAUCUUAGCUAUGAGGCCAACCUAAACACUGUUGUACAGUGUAGUGCACGGAUUAGGCAUGUUCUUCAUGUUCUUCUAUUUUACAUUGAUUAAUAGUGGUAAACUUUUUAGAUUAGGUAAGGGAUUUUUUAGAGUAACACCGAUAGGGAUCAGCUGUCUAAACUGAUUUAAGUCCAGUGUUUUACAGUGGAUCCUGGAGAGGAUCUCCUAGGUGUCUGGUUGAAUGACUAGAUUAAUGUAGCUAAUGCGACUGCAGUAUUUUCUCUUUCUCAUUAGCUCACUCUUCUUCUCUGAGGUUUACAAAAUUAACCCACAUCCCAUAAUAAGGACGUGCAGGACUAGAGCUUUUGUGACGCUUUGACUGAAGCAUACUCUGCUUGGUCUUGUAUAUGUGUUUUGCACAGCUACGUACGUGCCUCUGAGCACAUCAAACUGUGAAGAGGUAAUCCUACUGCGCUUUUUUUGUGAAGACAUGAGCAACAUUAUCAGAAUCUAUAUACAGAUACAUAUAUAUAUUCCUCAUCAGAUGAAACAUUUAAUGUGAUCUUAUUCUGUAACAGAUAAAACUGCCAAGCGAGUUUAAGAGUGGAAGACUUUGCACCUGGGCUGUCCUGACAGUGUGUUGCCUUUUAGAGUAGCCAUUUUAAAGUAGCUAUGUUAAAAGUCUGUUUUAUCCCCUGAGGUUCCAGUAUGUGGCGCUGAGGCGGCAGUGUCCCAGUCAGCACCUGAUAACUGUUUACACACAUGUUUACUCUAUACUUCUCCAUGCAAAAACAAACAAACAAAAAAAAAACAGGAAAUGUUUUAUUUGUACAUGCAAAGCCGUUGUUUGACAGCAGUUGGCUUUAAGUGUCCAGGUGGACAUUUUUCCUAGAAGUGUAUUUACCAUAGAAAAGCGACCAGCAUCUUGUUUAUGUGCCCAUUAAUGUUAUUUUGAAAAAAUGACCAUUGACAGAGAAUCAUAAAGCUUGAGCACAUUGUAACAUACAGCAAGUUUUGGGUGUAUUUUUCAGAAUUACAGCAGCCAGAUGGGAAUUUGUCAUGACAAAAGGAAAAAGUCAGCAAAAGGAAACAAAAAAACAAAUCUGAUUUGUGUUGUUACUAACUCAUGCUAUGCUUGAGCUUGUGGAUGUUUUUUAAAAAAAAGUGAAAAGGACAGUGGCAUGUGUGUAUGGAGAUUUAACUCAGAUUCCAGAAAACCUGUGUUGAUUUUUCAUUUUCUAUGACACAGCCCACUUCCCAGUAACCAGUGGCACAUAACUAACGGUGGUGAGUUUACGUGCUGUCGAGUCAAACACAUCUGCCACACGUCAUUGCUCUUUCCGACGAGUCACGGGAACUCGCCCUAUCCUGAAGUGUUACCAAAAUGUAAUCUAAAAGAAAGCAUUAUUUUUGUAUUUUGAACUGGGGUUGUAAAAAAUGUAAAACUAUGUAAUGAUCGGUGUUGAAAAAGCUGCAGUUACCUGAUGAUGGGACACAUUGGUCCUCAGCUCUGUUUGUGGAGAUCCCCUGCUUCAGCCGUAGCUCAGCCCUGAGAUUGCUUGUCUCUAAAGUUUAGGGUUUUUUUUUAAGAAUUUUUUUUUUCAUUUGAAUUUAAUUGAUGUGAAAAACUGUAAGUCAACUGUUUUCACAGUCUAGUGUCUAUUUGCUGAAAUUGUUAGACAUUUUUACCAGGGGACCCAGUAUUACUAAACUGAGCACCAAUGAUUGGAGGUUAUUUGAUCAAAAAAAAAUCUAGAAGACUAAACUUUUAUUGCUGGUGAUUUAGCUACUGUAAAAUUGUAACUAAUUCAAUUGUUGAUUUUAUUUAUGUUUUGUAACUAAUCAAAAUAAAA